Messenger RNA from Penaeus indicus, 3539 nucleotides. Its product is annotated as aldehyde dehydrogenase family 16 member A1-like. The coding region runs from base 38 to 2515 and encodes 825 amino acids. The transcript has 15 exons. Gene Ontology annotation, molecular function: oxidoreductase activity, acting on the aldehyde or oxo group of donors, NAD or NADP as acceptor. NCBI's taxonomy places the organism in Eukaryota, Metazoa, Arthropoda, Malacostraca, Decapoda, Penaeidae. The record is from RefSeq and is a predicted model, not a curated record.
CGCACCCACGAAGCCGGACUCAGUCACCCAAAGCGACAUGGCAGGGAAGGUCGCAUCUGGCGCGGCGGGCGAGAAAACGGUGGCCAAAAUCUUCGAAACUAUGGAAUAUGGACCCGCUCCCGAGGACGACAAAGUAGCCCAGGCAUGGCUGGAUGACCAUGGCCGCAAGUUUGGCCACUUCAUCAAUAACCAGUGGGUGUGUCCAGAAGGCCGUAAGACAUAUGAGACUAAAGAUCCAUGCAAUGACAAGGUGCUGGCCUCGACCAUCCAAGGGACCCAGGAAGAUGUUGACCAGGCUGUAGGUGCAGCCAAGGAAGCAUUUCAGUCGUGGAGUUCCUUAUCUGGCCAUGCAAGGGCUCGUUACCUGUACAGCAUUGCCCGCCAUAUCCAGAAGCACUCCCGCCUCUUAGCUGUUGUAGAGUCUCUGGACAAUGGCAAGACCAUCCGAGAGACCCGCGAUUGCGACAUUCCCCUUGUGGUGCGCCAUCUCUACUACCACGCAGGAUGGGCACAGUUAAUGGACUCCGAGAUGAAGGGGUGGAAGCCCGUUGGUGUGGUUGGUGCGAUCGUUCCAUGGAACUUCCCGGUGAUGUUGUUGGCAUGGAAAGUGUGUCCUGCCUUAGCUAUGGGGAACACUGUGGUCCUGAAACCGGCCACAAACACCCGCCUCUCUGCUUUGCUCUUUGCCGAAAUUUGCGCUGAGGCUGGCCUCCCCAAAGGAGUCUUCAACGUGGUGACCGGAGGAGGAGCCAUGGGAUCCCUCCUUGCCACACAUCCUGAUGUCGACAAAGUAGGGUUCACUGGAUCUACGGAGGUCGGUCAGAUUCUUAGAAGGGCUACUGCAGGCACGGGCAAGAAGCUGUCCCUUGAACUUGGUGGCAAGAGCCCUGUUAUUGUGUUUGAAUCAGCUGACCUCGAUUCUGCUGUUGAGGGUGUUGUUGAUGCAAUCUGGUUCAAUCAGGGUCAAGUCUGUUCUGCAGGCUCACGUCUCCUUGUUCAAGAGCCUGUCUAUGACAAGUUUAUUGAUAAGUUGAAGCGAAGGAUGGAGAAGAUGCGCUUGGGAUCUUCUCUCGAUAAGGGCUACGACAUGGGGGCCAUUAUUGAUCCUUGCCAGAAGAAAUUUAUUGCAGAAUAUGUUGAAGAUGCUAGAAAAGAAGGAGCGGAGGUGUUCCAAGUAGAGGCCCCCCCUGGCUGCUUUUACCCACCAACCCUGAUCACCGAAGUUGGCACCACGUCGAAAACUGUUGUGGAAGAGAUCUUUGGUCCUGUGCUAGUUGCUAUGCCCUUUAGAACUGCUAAGGAAGCCAUUGCACUUGCCAACAACACCAUCUAUGGCUUAGGUUCAUCUGUAUUUACAGAACAAAUGACCUUGGCCAUUGAGACAGCCAAGAUGAUAAAGGCUGGGGCUGUGUGGAUCAAUUGCCACAACAUGUUUGAUGCUGCAGCAGGAUUUGGGGGAUAUAAGCAGAGUGGCUAUGGCAGAGAUGGAGGGAAGGAGGGACUCUUCGAAUAUGUCAAACCAUCAUGGCAAGGGCGUUUGAGCUUUGUCCCACCUGAGAUUGACCUUAAGAAGUUUGGUGCUUCAUACACAGCAGAUCGUCCAUCUCUCAACCCAGCCAUACCGGAGAUUGUUAGUGGAGAUAAAACUUUACCCCUUAUUGAUAAAACGUACAAACUCUACUAUGGUGGUGCUCAAAAACGGCCUGAUGGAAACUACUGUCGUGUCAUCAAAAAUGCUGAAGGAAAAGCCUAUGCCCUUGUUGGUGAAAGUAACAGGAAAGAUGUCCGUAAUGCAGUGGAAGCUGCAGCCAAGGCCCAGCCAGGAUGGGAUAAGCGCAGUGGAUUCAACCGUUCGCAGAUCCUCUUCUACUUGGCAGAAAACCUGGAGCAGCGCCGCCAAGAGUUUGUAGACCACCUCACAGUUCUGACUGGGAAGAGCACCACGGAGUCGGAGAAGGAAGUGGAUGCAACCUUGGCCCGUCUCUUCCACUGGGCAGCCUUCUGUGACAAGUAUGGGGGAGCUGUGCAGGAGACGCAGCUCUACGGGACGGUGCUGAGGAUCCAUGAGCCUCUUGGAGUGAUUGGGGUGGCAUGUCCGGAUGAAGCUCCUCUCUUAGGGUUCAUCUCCCUCAUAGCUCCUGCUAUUGCCAGGGGGAAUGCUGUGGUUGUCGUUCCCAGUGAGAAGUAUCCCACUAUUGCUCUGGCUUUGUAUCAGGUGCUGGAAACCUCUGAUCUUCCUGGAGGAGUAAUCAACAUUUUGACUGGGGCCCGUGACCACGUAGCCAAGUAUUUGGCAGAGCAUCAGGAUCUCCAGUCCAUGUGGUAUUUUGGAAGCCUAGAAGGGUCCAAGUUUGUAGAGCACACAUCAGCUGUGAACGUCAAGAGGACUUGGGUUAACUACGGCACGAAGCGGGACUGGUUCGACGCGGAGCAAGGCCAAGGAGAAGAGUUCCUGUAUCAUGCCGUUCAGGCCAAGAACAUCUGGCUUACUAUGGGGGAUAUCUUUGCAAAUUAGAGGAGGGAGCAGGCAGGAGGGAGGAUCCAUUGCGUCGUAAGGUUUAGCAUGACACCCAGUGCUUCUGUGGGGGGGGGGGGGAUAAAAAGUGUAAUCUUGAAAUAGUGCCUUAUGGAGAUUCUUUUUCCAAUAAUGCCUCUUUUGUCAACAACUACUUUUUUCUCUUAUGGUUUUGUUAUCCUGUAAUUUGUUCCUAUAUUCAGAUAAGAUUUCCAGUGGAUUAAGUGUUUAAAUAACAUUAGACAUUUUGGUUUAUUUACAUUUUACAAAGGUUUAACCCAUUAUUCCACUCAAUAGACUAGAUAUACUCUUAUAUUGCAUUUUACAUCUUAAAUUUCUUUAUUAUUUUUAUAUAUUUCUGACUACGAAUUUAAUCCGUAAAAGUCAGGAAAUAUCAGAAAGACCAUUUUUGUCAAUAGUUUCUCAAACUAUUCAGAGAUUGUGCCAUAUUUUGAUAAGAAGACAAAUAAAGGAAAACUAUGUAUUAGAAAAAGAAAUCUUCAGAACAUACAUUAUUUUAGACAUAUUAUAUGUUGGUUAUGUCAUAGUAUAUUAGCAGUAGUAAAUGUAAAAGUAUUAAUUAUGUAAAAAGGAACAUUCCAUUGUUUUGGUUAUUUUCAAAAUGCCAGUCACAAGUAGAUUUACUAAAUAGAAUUUUGUGUUAUAUAAUUUUUAUAUUUUCUACAUCAAUACAAUAUAAUGUGGAUACAAGGCAAACCAAAAUAUUUUUUAACACAUUGCUGUGAAGACAUGGUAAUGAAAGGUUAAAGAUGGUAAUAAAUCAAAUUUUUCAUGCUUUAAACUUUUUGGUGAGCCAAGUUUCAGUCUUUUCCAUUUGUAAUUUGUUCCUUUUUGUUUGGAAUAGAAAUUGGUAUCAUCAUUUACAGUAAGCAAGAACUGGAGAAUGGGAGCAUUUCUCAUUAGAAAUAAUUAUUUUGAUAUGGAGAUACUGUCAUCUUUUCAAAACAAUUUAUUUCAUAUGUAAAGUGGUCAAAUAGUUUGAAUUAAAGUUAUUAAAGGUUAA